AUGCAGACUUAUUCUCUUUCUCAUAUACUCUUUGUGCUGACAUCAACAAUCGCAUGUGUUGAAGCAAGUAGCGCGACUCGUGGUCGCAUAGCAUCUAGUGGUUUCGGUGCACCUGGGGUUGAUGCAUCAUAUGAUUAUGUUGUAAUUGGCGGAGGUACUGCUGGCAUAACACUUGCCUCACGGCUUGCUGAAAAUUCCAACGCAUCGGUAGCAAUCAUCGAAGCAGGAGGAUUCUAUGAGGUAGACAACGGAAACUUCAGCGUCGUACCCGGCCUCGCAUUAUCUGCUCCAUUUCUGGGAACCGCGGUACCUUUUCAGCCACAGCCUCUUGUAGACUGGGGACUCGUUUCAACUGUGCAGGCUGGUGCUGGCGGUCGGCAGAUUCAUUAUGCGCAAGGCAAAACUUUGGGAGGUGGUUCAGCCUUGAAUUCUAUGGCGUUCCAUAGGGCAACCAAUGGCACAUAUCAGCGAUGGGCAGAUAUUGUGGGGGAUGAUUCCUACACUUUCGCCAAUCUGUUGCCUUAUUUCAAAAAAUCGGUCCAACUGACGCCACCCAACCUAGCAAAACGCAACACCCCUAACGCGACAACUGUAUAUGAUCCAAGCGUUUUCAGCAAAUCUGGCGGGCCCUUGCAGGUGUCCUGGGGAAACUGGGUUGAUCCUCCUUUCACGUGGUUUCAAAAAGCUUUCAAAGCAAUUGGUCUACCAAUUAGCCCAGUGAACUUCAACAGCGGCGUUCUUUCUGGAUAUGCUGCCUGGAUUCCGUCGACGAUAUCUCCAAGCGAUGCUACUCGCUCGUCCUCGCAAUCUUCUUUCCUGACUCAAUCAAUCGAAUACCCGAACCUGGUGGUUUACACCCAGGCCAGAGCAAAUCGAAUACUCUUCAAUGGCACCGUUGCAUCAGGGGUUUCUGUCGCAACACAGGGCGUCAACUUCACUAUAUCAGCCAAGAAAGAAGUUAUCCUCUCAGCGGGAGUAUUUCAUUCGCCCCAACUGUUGAUGUUAUCAGGUAUUGGACCAAGCACAACUUUGUCAAGAUAUGGAAUCCCUAUUAUAUCUGAUCUAUCUGGCGUGGGUCAGAAUUUGUGGGAUCAGAUUAUAUUUCCUGUCGUCCGGGCGAUGGAUAUUCCAACCGGAGCAGAACUAAUUACGGAACCUCAAUACUCCCAGAACACCUUGCAGCAAUAUUUGAAUCAUGCUGCUGGUCCUCUGAGCUCCGAGAACGGUUUCAUCGCAUUUGAGAAGAUACCCCAAACUCUGAGAAGUAACUUCACUUCUGCAGCACUCUCGGAUCUGGCUUCAUUCCCCUCUGAUUGGCCGGAAGUUGAAUACGUCUCGAACAGUGGAGUAGGCGUAGGCUACAUACUCGCGGCAUUGACAGCUUCUUUAUCAAGAGGCAACGUAACGAUAGCGAGUGCAGAUGCUUCUGUUCCACCAGUGAUUAAUCUGGGAUGGUUAAGCGAUCCAAACAAUACAGAUGCUCAAGUGGCUGUCGCAGCAGUAAAGCGUAUACGACAAGCUUGGUCUUCAAUUUCCGCAAUCACUAUAGGCUCCGAAUUAGUUCCUGGACCUAAUAUAACAACUGAUGCAGCUAUUCUGGAUUAUAUACGUGAAUCAACUUCAACGAUUUAUCAUGCAGCUGCGACGUGUAGCAUGGGCAAACUUGGCGCUCCGGGUGCCGUUGUCGAUUCUGAGGCUCGUGUGUUUGGUGUACAGGGGUUGCGAGUGGUGGAUAAUUCCGUGACGCCUUUUGCAGUGCCAGGGCAUCCACAAUCUACUGUAUACAUGUUAGCAGAAAAAAUUGCGGACAUUAUUCUUCGUGGAAAGUAA
Messenger RNA from Botrytis deweyae, 1830 nucleotides. RefSeq lists its product as uncharacterized. The record is from RefSeq and is a predicted model, not a curated record. Gene Ontology annotation, molecular function: flavin adenine dinucleotide binding; oxidoreductase activity, acting on CH-OH group of donors. NCBI's taxonomy places the organism in Eukaryota, Fungi, Ascomycota, Leotiomycetes, Helotiales, Sclerotiniaceae. The transcript is spliced from 3 exons. Gene Ontology annotation, biological process: secondary metabolite biosynthetic process. The coding region runs from base 1 to 1830 and encodes 609 amino acids.